GAUGAUUUAUAUGGAUUGAGAGCGAGCAGAGUGUGAGCAAGAAAAGAUGGAAAUCAGCGAGGAUGUAGUAAUCGUAGGGGCGGGGAUCGCAGGCCUUGCAACGGCCUUAGCUCUAAAGAGGGUCGGUGUUCGAUGCUUGGUGCUGGAGAAGUCGCCGGAGCUCCGAGCCACUGGUGCAGCCAUCAGCCUCUUAUCCAAUGGAUGGGUUGCUCUCCAUCAUCUCGGUGUUGCUCACAAGCUCACCUCUUCUCCUCCUUCAUUGAAGGGAGUCGUCACCAAUGUCGCUAAUGGAGCUACUCAAGAAGUUUCUUAUACUGGGGUUCAACGGAUUCAAGGGAAGCAAAAUGAACAUAGAAUGGUCCACAGGAAAGCCCUGUUGGAGGCUCUAGCAGAAGAGUUACCCCUUGGAACCAUCCGUUUUUCCUCAAAGCUCAUCUCCAUCCAUACCCACAUAACAAAUGAAGGCUUUUCCAUUGCCACUCUGCAACUAGACGAUGGAACUAUCAUCAAAGCCAAGGUCUUGGUAGGGUGUGAUGGAUUGCACUCAGUGGUGGGCAAGUGGUUGGGACUCAAGGCUCCAGUGCAUUCAGGCCGGGUAGCAGUGCGUGGCUUAACUGUGUUUCCUCAGGGACAUGGAUUUAAACAGGAAUUCCAACAGUUCGUAAAAACUGGAUUAAGGGCUGCUUUUGUUCCCGUAAAUGAUAAAGAUCUUUAUUGGUACAUGAAUUAUCAUUCUAGCUCCACAGGUGAAGAGUUUGGAGGAGACCCUAAACUGAUUCUAAGGGUAGUGAAAGAGAACUUAGCAAAGGACUUCCCUCCAACAUACCUAGAGGUUGUCUGGCAUGCUGACCUUGCUACAGUGAAUUGGGCUCCUUUGAUGUAUAGGCAGCCACGGAAUGUCAUACGGGGUCACCUUUGCAAGGGGAACAUAACAGUUGCAGGAGAUGCAAUGCACCCGAUGACACCCGGUCUUGGCCAAGGUGGAGGUUCAGCACUUGAGGAUGCAGUUGUUCUUGGCCGACACAUUGGGAAUUCAUUCCUCCAAAAUGGGCGGCAAAUCAUGCCAGCUGAUGUGGAAAGAGCUAUAGAAGGGUAUGUGAAGGAGAGGAGAUGGCGUGUCUCUGGUUUGAUCACUGCAUCCUAUCUUGCAGGCUGGGCACAACAAGUGAAGUCAGGAUGGUUGACGAAGCUAAUUAGGGAUAUAAUCUUCUAUAAGUUGCUUUACAGUUUUAUCUUUGGUUCAACAUACUUUGAUUGUGGGGAGUUGCCUAGAGUUCCAUCUAAGGUUGAAUAGAGCUUCUGAUCCCUUAGUUAUCAUGUGUUUGAGGUUGAUGCAGUUCUAUGGGAAGAAUAGUUUAUGGUCUUAAAAUGUUGUUGUAAAAGGCUUU
Molecule: messenger RNA, 1388 nt
Organism: Telopea speciosissima
Lineage: Eukaryota; Viridiplantae; Streptophyta; Magnoliopsida; Proteales; Proteaceae
Product: monooxygenase 2-like
Exons: 5
Coding region: 47-1294 (415 amino acids)
Molecular function (GO): FAD binding
Source: RefSeq, a predicted model, not a curated record